Molecule: messenger RNA, 689 nt
Organism: Danaus plexippus (monarch butterfly)
Lineage: Eukaryota; Metazoa; Arthropoda; Insecta; Lepidoptera; Nymphalidae
Exons: 4
Coding region: 309-689 (126 amino acids)
Source: RefSeq, a predicted model, not a curated record
CAUUUCACGCGUUAGUCGGCACCUACGCGCAGACAGAACGUAACAUCAUAAAAAACCUUAUUACGAAAAAAAAUCAACAGUAGUAUAUUGUCUAUGGUAUCCUAAUUCAAGUGAUUCGUGUAUAGAACGAUGCUAUCGUGUGUAUGGUUGCUGUUGAAUGGAGCGUUUUGGCGGCAAAGUUGGGAAUCAUCGGAUUUGACAGAUGAGCUUCGCGCGCUUUUUCUUCAGUUGUCGUAGGUGCUCGCUAGAUGGCGCUGUACGGGGUUCGUAGGUAGGCGCUAAGCUGACGGUAUCAGGACGACCACCUCAUGGGAAAAACUUCUGGGGGACGUCCCGAGGCUGGAGUCCGAGCUCACAGAGUUAAUAGCCGCAGGGAGUCGGGUGUGUCGUGGGGUCGUCGUGGGCGCGGUGUGGGCGGCGUGGGCGGCGUGGGCGGCGGGGCGCGCGGCGCGGGCAGCGCGAGCGCGUGGCGACGGCGCGAACGUCUCGCGCAGUCUCGUAGGCCCAUGGAGAUCCUCACCAGCCUGUAUGCGCUGCUCUCUGGAGGGCAAGGUGUUAAUCCGAAGAUCGACUCCGUAGCCUUCCGCCUACACUGUGGAGCGACCACUGCAGCACUCCUCGCUGCUAGCGCUGCUCUAACUACACGCCAUCUCGUGGGCAACCCUAUAGACUGCAUUCAUACUAGGUAG